This is a messenger RNA of Cuscuta europaea, 1272 nucleotides long. The record is from the annotation of a GenBank genome assembly. Lineage: Eukaryota; Viridiplantae; Streptophyta; Magnoliopsida; Solanales; Convolvulaceae.
GCGUGACAUGUUUUGAUUGAUGUUAGGGAUUUAAAACAUUCCUGUGAGAUUUGGGAACGGUUAGAGUCUAGAUUCAUGUCUGCCAGUUUAGCCAGAUCUAUGGAAUUAAAGCGGUUAUUGUCCCAAAUUAAAAAGAAACCUGAUCAGUCAAUGGACAGUUAUUUAAGGGAAAUUAAAAUUUUAGUGGAUGAUCUUGCUACAAUCAAUUGUCCGGUUCCACCUCGGGAAGUGCUGAAAACUACCAUUAUGGGUUUAGGACCUGAAUAUGAAUCUUUAUUCACCACCGUUUCAUUAUUUCCCCAAAAUUUCCCUUUUGAGAGCCUUCGCAACCAUCUUCUGGAACAAGAGCAGCGGGGUCCUUUAUAUACGCUCCCAGGAAUACUCCUCCAUUCAUCACGCCUUUGGUGCGCUCACUCCACCUUCUGGACAGCCGCACGCACAGCAGGGAGUACCGCGGCAGCCAGCGUCUUCCACUGGUGGACCGCAGCAGUCACACCAACCCAGCCAACAGCAGCGCGGGAGAGGCCGCGGCCGUGGCAGAGGUCGCGGUGGGCGUGGGCGUGGACGCGGACAGUACCCAGCACAGUACGGCCAGUAGGGGUACUGGUAUCCGCCGCAGGGUCCGUCCAUUUAUCACCCGGGAGGGGGUGUUCUGCCGGUUCCACAUGCAGGGGGUGUGACAUCUACGGGUACUGUUUUUUGUAAUUCUGCUAUGUCAACUUAUAAUAUUAAUGCCUUACUUGUUUGUGCUACUAACAUUAGUUCUGCAGGCUUACCAUCAGAUGGGGGUAUUCUUGGUUCUGUUCUGCAUCCUGUUGUGUGUCAAAUUUGUUUUUCUGCAGGUCACUCUGCUAUCACUUGUUCCUCUCGUUUCACACAGCCCUCUGUUCCUGCUUUGUUGACUACUCCUGGGGAAACUAAUCCCGCUUUAUGGUAUCCUGAUUCGGGAGCUUCUGCUCACAUGACUGCGUCCGAAGGACAAAGCCUCGGGGGCGAUACUUCUGCGAGCUACCAGUAGUGGACCACUUUAUCCUAUCACUUUGCCGUCUUCUCCAUCAUUAGUUUUAGCUUUCGUUUUAGCUUCUGGCCCUGUGUGGCACCGUAGACUAGGUCACUGUGGUGACAAUAUUUUACAAUUUCUUAAACGAAAAAGAUUUUUAUGUAGUCAUUCUCCUUUUAUUCAUGAGUGUGUUGCUUGUCGUUUAGGAAAAUCACAACGAUUACCCUUUAUGGAUGCCUAUCAUAUUUCCUCUUUUCCUUUAGAAAUUAUUC